CCUGUCACCGUGCUAAAAAAAACCCUAAUUACCGCCGUCUUCUUGAUUCUCUCCUCCGAGGUUCCUGUCGCUUCUUUAGUUUUGAUGUCUUCUGUCUUCCUAAAUCCUAACGAUGCUGGGGGCAGUUGAGUUCUUGGCGCAUUCUCAGGAGAUAACCUGAUCAUCUUUUCGAUGAAGCACCGAAGUGAAUUGAGUUCUUGGCGCAUUCUCAGGAGAUAACCUGAUCAUCUUUUCGAUGAAGCACCGAAGCGAAGUGAGUAUCCACCACCUUAUGGACAACAUUAAUAAUGGGUAUCAGUUACUCUUCGAGUCAAAGAGAUCCUCGCUACCAUUCCCACUUCAGAGUCUAUUGGCUGUUGCCUUAGGACUAGGAUUAGGACUGGCCGGUCUGUGCUGGUCACUGCGUGAUGGAUAUUAUUUGUUGCCAUGUUCAUCCGAUCGAAAGGAGUCUUCCAAUAAAUUUAUGGUCACUGUUGCUGGAUUGCGGAAUAUCGGGAACAAUUGCUUUCUUAAUUGUAUAUUGCAGUCACUUGCGAGCUCCAGAUGUUUCCUUUUUUUCCUCCAAAACUUACUGGCCUUGGAUAUAGGGAAUGAGCAAACAGAGACAUUGCCUCUUGUUGUUUCAUUGACUUCCCUCAUUGAAGAGCUGUGCCUUGUUCGAGAUGAGAAGACUGUAGUAAACCCUCGAAGCGUGAUGCUUGCUAUGGCCCAAUAUCUCCAGGGCUUCAACAUGAUGAAACAACAGGAUGCUGCUGAAGUAUUUAUUCAUCUGUUGUCUUCCUUAGAAAAGGAAAUCAGCGGGCAUUUUAUUCGUUUGCAACAUUGUGGAUCUCUAGCAGACAUCACUGCCUUGUCCACUAGGAUUUACAGCCAAGAGAAGGGAGCACCAAAUGAGUUUGAAAAAUGGAGGAAGCUUUUUAUUGGGCCGUUUGAUGUAGUUAUUGGGAGCUAUUUAACAUGCAGAAGUUGUUCAACAACUCUUUCGGUGGAUUUGGAGUUCUUGCGCUCCUUGCCUCUCUCACCUGUGCUUGAUGGACAUGCUGAUAUUGUGGAGGGGCUGCAGCUUGUUGGUUGCCUCAAGCAUUUCACCAAAGUGGAGCAUGUUGAUAAUUAUUGCUGUGGUAGAUGUUGGCAUACUGCUGCUUUGAAGCAUCUCUCUUAUAGAACUGACAAAGAUGAGGUGAUAAUUAAAAGGCUCAGUGAAUGUGUUAAGCAUGAUUCUUGCAAUUGCAAACACCUCUUUAGCGAUGACGAGAUUUCCUGGACUGGUGUUUCACACGCUUUAAAGAAAUUGAGCAUUAUUACAUGCCCAAAGAUACUCUCCAUUCAUUUGCAACGUGCGUCAAUGAACUGCCAUGGUGAAUUGGUUAAACUUCAGGGGCAUAUUUCUUUCCCAUUGUUUCUUGACCUCUCUAUAUUGGUGGAAACUGCAACAAAAAUGGGACAACUGACUUCUGCAAAAUAUAUGCACAACAAAAUGAAGGUACAAGAUUGGGCAUUUGGUCCUCCGAUAGGCCAGGAAAUGCGGAUGCUCCCACAUUUGUACAGAUUUGUAGGCCAAAUCCCUUCUGUAAAGUCCUUGUCAGAAAGUAAGUUUAACCUGCCAUCUUGUGAGCUUUUAGGAAGUAAACUUUUGGAAGCUGCUUCUGCAGCCAACAGUGAGGAGGCAGUGGUAACAAAACUGGCUGCUGAUUUGAAUCAGACCCGCAUCAUUCCUGACAGAGAUUACAGAGAAAAGGUGACUCUCUCUCUCCAUAAGUCAACUACAUCUGUUCUUCUCGUACCUACGAAUGUCAUUUUCCCUCGACUGCAUACAUGGCUUGAUUUCAGUUGCUGUUACGCUGCUUGGACUUUUUUGUUACACGUAUUUUUCCUGCAGGUAGAAAUCCAUAGUUCAAGAUCAUCACAUGGUUGUAUGUACUACCUCUUCUCAGUUGUUGAGCAUUACGGAAGGCCUGGCAGUGGUCAUUAUGCUGUUUACAGGAAGGUUGCAUCUCAUUCAUCUUCUGGUGCUACUGGGAAGCCACCUGAUUCCAUGAAUGGAUCAUGGGUUUAUAUUUCUGACAGUGAAGUCAAAUGCACCAGUGAGGAGGAUGUUCUUGCUGCGAAGGCAAGCAUGCUUUUUUAUGAGAGAGUUGAGGCUGAUCUCUGAGAAUCAGAAUGUUGAAAUCUAACUCGACGGACCAAACAAGCCUAGCUAUACUAUGUGAAACUAUUUAUGUAUGUUUUUCUCUACCUUUAGAAAUAAAAGGAUAAGCCUUUUAGAGCUCCUUCCAAUAGAGAAUAGUCUAACACUAGUAUGGUCAUAGCCUCGGUUCGGAAAGUGGUGCAUUCUGAUAACGUAGGACAUGAUGAAAUGAAUUGAGUUUUUUUUUUUAAUUCUCAAAAAAAUGAAUUUUUUUUUGCAAGUAAUACCAAAUAGAAAUAAUGAAGGAUAAUUUUAUUCCAUAGACAAGUCAAAGUGAUAUAACUAAAAAAAAAACAAAAAUUGAUUGAAACAAAAAUGAUAACAGAAGGAACAACCACCCAAAGCU
This is a messenger RNA of Phalaenopsis equestris, 2534 nucleotides long. RefSeq names its product ubiquitin carboxyl-terminal hydrolase 27. Gene Ontology annotation, molecular function: cysteine-type deubiquitinase activity; cysteine-type endopeptidase activity. Gene Ontology annotation, cellular component: cytosol; nucleus. Lineage: Eukaryota; Viridiplantae; Streptophyta; Magnoliopsida; Asparagales; Orchidaceae. Gene Ontology annotation, biological process: protein deubiquitination. The record is from RefSeq and is a predicted model, not a curated record.